UGCACACAAAGACGGAAGUGCGUAAGAGGGAGUUAUCUCACUUCCUUACAUUCCUCUUUGGACCUUUAAUAUUCGUUCUUUCUCAGUGCCUGUCUCAACUAACAACCGGCUUUAAUAAUGACUGAUUGUUUUUGGUAUUUAACCACGCACCCAUUUAUAUGGAUCAUACUUUAGUUUCACGUCUUAUCUGUAAAGAAGGACAAGUUCGUCUUGGCGGGCGUCACAGUUAGCUGACGUUACAGUAGUAAAUGUAAGCUUAGCUAACUUCGCUAGCGCAUGCUAUCUUAAAGGAACGAAGCAAAGUAGCUUUAACGCCUCAGAGUACACGUUUUCCCCUCACAGGCUCUGUCCCAACGAGGCUAUUUUCCACCUAGCUGUCUAGUUCGUCGGAUUUUGAUAUCGCUAACAAGCUAAACGGUAUCCUCGGCUGUCUUGGCUGAGUUUUGCUGGGUUGGCGAAAUCGAGGUUUCAUCAUCUUCGACCGGAAUUAUGGACUUUGACAACAUACUGAAUAUCGCGUCUCAAAACCAGGGACUCAGCAACGUACAGAAGAGAUACAGUCUACAAACUGGACCACCCAAAAAGGACCCCAAGUCUAAAGGCGUGAGUGCUGCAGCUGUGCAGGCUCUGCUGAAGAAGCAACAUGUGGAAAACAAAAAGAAAGAAUUGCAGAUGAAGAAAAAGAAAGAGGAGCUAUUGGCGAAGAGGGUUGAGUUGAAGUCGGACCGCAAAGCCCGAGCCAUGGCCUCCAGGACUAAGGACAAUUUCAAGGGCUAUAAUGGUGUCCCAUUAGUAGAGGCUCCUAAAAAGAGGGGCUCAAAACAAGACGAGCUGGAUAAAGACGAUGACCGGUUUAGGAAUAACUCCGUUGACCCGCUGGAUGAUGAAGAUAACUAUGAGUAUGAUCAGACGGACUCGGAGCCGGAGCCGGAGCCGGAGGUGCUCAGACCAGGAAGGAUCCCGGGUGUCGGUGGAGGCAGCGGGGGGAAGUUGCUUCCUAAAAAGCCCAGCGGACCCUCCAAACCUGGUCCGUCUCCCCUGAACUUUGCCGACUUACUAAAGUUGGCAGAGAAGAAGCAGUUCGAGCCAGUUGAGCUGAAAGCCAAGGUGGUGAAGAAGGAAGACAGACUCCGCACAGCUGACGAGAUCCGGGAACUGGAGAUGGAGCGCAAGGCUAAGAAGCUCGACAAAAAUAAAGACUCCAGGGUAGAGAAGGAAAGGGAUGGAAAGUCUCAUUCUAGCUCCAGUUCGAUAAGGAAAGGCUCCCUGGAGAAAGAGCAGAAGCAAUACCGACCUCAGAAGAACUCUUCAGAGAGGCCAAGUCUGCCCGGUGGGUCCAGCAAGAAGCUGCAGCCGCCAUCAACGGCCGAGCGAGGUCAUCCUUCGUCCAAGCCUUCUGCCGGCGACAGAGAAAGGGAUAGGCAGAAAGUUGCACACAACGAUAGAGGAAAAUCCAGGAUGAGCUCGUCCAGUGCCAUAAAUAGUAAAGUCCCGUCAAAAGCCACGUCAUCUCAGGUUUCUGCCAAACAGGUGGGCCCCGGGCCCUCGUCGAACCACAGACCCAGCGCCUCAAGUGACCUUAGCUCCAAAAGAGAUGGUCUGUCGUUACUUCAAAAAGGAUGUCCAGGUGUUCCGGGGUCCAGGCCCUCCAGCGAAGCCGGAGCGGGUCAGAAGCCUCUGCAGGGGAGGCCUCAGCAGACCAGGCCGGGUCAGGGUAGCUCUGUCCGGCCGCCGCCCGCAGCCGGGGGCACCAGGCCCAGCAAGGGGGAGCCGCUGAGGCCCGGAGGCAACUCAGCCGCCAGGCCGGGCGUAAACGCAGCGAUGAGGCCGUCCCCCGGCGGUCAGCUGAAAGCGGGGAGCCAGCCUCAGGGACGGCCCGGGGCCGCGCCCCUCUCCCGGCCCGGGGGGGCGCCCCAGGCCAGGCCGGGCGGGAGCGGCCCGCAGGGACACCCCGGGCGCGGCGGGGCCCGGCCCCCCGGAGCCGAGCAGGGCAGAGGCCCCGGCGGCGGCCCGUUACCGGGGCGACAGGCGGGCGGCUUCGGCUCCGGCCCCGGAAGACCAAAGUGCACCGUGGUGUCGGAGACCAUUUCGUCUAAGAACUUCGGCGGGCCCAGGCCGGGGGUCCACCUCCAGCCGGGGAUGCAGCAGAGGCCCGGCAUGGGGCCCAGGCCGGGAAUGCCACCCAGACCGGCCAUGAACAGACCACCAGGAUCGAUGUUACCGCCCAUCACAUCUGCAUACAAGAGGAAGUACGAUGAUGAGGAGGAAGAGUACGACUCGGAGAUGGAUGAUUUCAUCGACGAUGGAGGCGAGGAGCAGGAUGAAAUUUCCAGACACAUCAAACAAAUCUUCGGCUAUGAUCGAACCAAAUACAAAGAUGAGAGCGACUAUGCACUUAAAUUCAUGGAGAGCAGCUGGAAAGAUGUUCAGAAAGAGGAAACUAGAAGUUUGCGACUGGCUGUCCAAGAGGAUCUGGAGGAGGAGAAAAGGGAGGAAGAGGAGCUAAAAAGGAAAAAAGUCAAAAGGAAAAGACCUAACUGA
Menidia menidia (Atlantic silverside) is the source of this 2541-nucleotide messenger RNA. The record is from the annotation of a GenBank genome assembly. NCBI's taxonomy places the organism in Eukaryota, Metazoa, Chordata, Actinopteri, Atheriniformes, Atherinopsidae.